Messenger RNA from Aspergillus nomiae NRRL 13137, 2115 nucleotides. Its product is annotated as putative C2H2 zinc finger domain protein. NCBI's taxonomy places the organism in Eukaryota, Fungi, Ascomycota, Eurotiomycetes, Eurotiales, Aspergillaceae. The record is from RefSeq and is a predicted model, not a curated record. The transcript has 5 exons. Bases 1 to 2115 code for a protein of 704 amino acids.
AUGGGUAGCUCAUACCCUAAUGAAUACUAUGACCUGCUAUCACUUGUUGGUCCCUGUCAAACAGGCUACUAUGCCACAUCAGAAGAUGGCCACCUGAUGCCGAACGCCUCGAUGGAUCCCAACUCUUCAUCAAACUAUCAGUCAUCGGCCACGUCACCGGUGUCGCCGUCUAGCUGCACCAGUGCAGAUCUCCUUCCUGGAGGUACUGCUCUGCCCGAGAUUGACACGGAUUUCUACCUAUAUGAUUACCCGGCCAAUGACAUAUCGCCGACAUUGCCCAGAGAUGCUGGACAUGUGCCUUCCGCAGACAGACCUCUCAGCACAAGUGUUCCACAGAUCCCUCAUCUUUAUUGUCCACCGAGCGUGUCUUCUCCAGACCCCCUCGAUGAAGUCAGAGCAGACCUGCACCGGCUCCAAUCGACCGUUCAAAGUAGCGUCAGAAACGUUUCUCAUUCUCAUAAAUUGGUUGAGAUGAGGUCUCUUGUUGAGCAGAGACUACCACACUCCCUUAACUCGGUCCCAGAUAGAGAUGAUGCUUCCCCAGACCCUGUAUUGUUUUCUCAUAAUGCAGAGAAGAAAGGUAGCGAGAUAAACCGUCUCGGACCAAACAGUGUCUCAAGUCACCACCAGCUUCUUGAAGCCACUUUGGAAAGGAACCCGCAGGAUAUUCCACCCAAGGAUAAUUUGGGUCACCACAGUGGGGGAAAAUCACAAAAUCCGAGGGGCUCAUCUCAAACAACAUCUUGCAAUGACAAGAGCCCGCACCAGGCGACAUCGUUCAAAGAGUUGUCCCUCAAGAAGUCUCAAGCACGCCCUGCAUCUGAGCCCCAGGAUCUGCCUCCAGAGAAAUGCAAGUUAUGUGGCCAUCUAAUGACGACUUGUGUGGAAUGCAAGCUGCAGAAGGGUACUGUGGAUAGAUGUCAUUUAUGCUCUGGGAAAGCCAGCCAGCAGCACGGAUUACCCAGGGUCCUGGAAGACUAUGACCAAUACUAUGAUUUUGCGUGUAAUGGCAUGUCAGACCGGAAUCGCUCAGCAUCAAAGAUUGCUUGGGCACUAGAACAAGUGUCCCAGGCUUUCAAGCCAAAAGGUGAUCCAUGUUCAACUGAAAUCAGUCGCACAUCCAGAGAUUAUUUGUUCAAUGAGUCAUCUCAGUGGGUCUCAGCUAUGACAGCUAUCGACAGGGUGUAUGCACUUCAGGUUUCUGAGCAGUCCAUCUUCAAGGCCACGGGCUCCAGCUAUUCUACGAAGGCUCUCUCAACUAUUCACUCACCGCAGAUCUACAGCAAGAUUGGGCAUUCUGACUCGUCAAAAGGCAUUCACAUAGAACUCUCUGAAGUGCGAUACGACACACAGAAUAUUAUUGGAGAUACCAGUGUCGCGCAUGAGCCUGAUUCACGGAAGGUAGCAGCGGCUGAAUUGACUGCUGAGCAUGCCAUCCCACGCCUUGCGAAGACGCCUGAGAGUCUUUGUAUAAUUCAAUCGAAAUCGGUGUCUUUCAACCACUAUCGAAUUCGGACUUUAUCAUUCGGGCCGUAUGGAAGUGUGGCUUUGCCUCUACAUGACCUGACAGUUGAACCUGCCGCUCUGGAAAUUAGCGGAGGAUUUACCCUUUACCAUGCAUCAUGUGUCGUCAAAGACAGACAGUCUUUUCAGGACUCGACUCCUUUGACAAAUGGGCCCAGUGCGGCCGAAGACCAGCUGACGCGCAAGAGGCGCUCUAAAUUGCGAAGAAAGCUUCAAGUCAUCAUUGGGAUUCUUGUAUUACAAGCAUCUGUCGCCCAUACACUCCCAGUCUCGAAGCAGUUGGAAGAUAGGAACCCGAGGAAUCCUACUGUAGCGUCUGAAGACACUGACCUCAUCGAGGCCAGUAGCGACCUUGACUUAUUCGAUCUCAAUUUCUUGCCCCAGUGGCUCCGGGAAACGAUUUCCACAUUUUCUGCAGGCCUGAUAGAAAAUGUUGAGUCUUCGAUGUUUACAACACCGGUGUACAAAGCUGAAGAAGAGAUUUGGCCGAAGAUCAAGACGUUUGUAGGAUCCAUGGCGAGCUACCUGGAAACUCCCGUUAGCCCGACAGUGCUCGAACAGCACAUUGCUGAAUAUAGGAAGCUCGGGUGA